CUCUCUUCGAUCUACGCUGUCCCUUCGGAUCUGCUGUCUUGUGGCCUUGAGCGCCAAUGGAGUCACCUCUUCCGAGCCAAGAACGAGAACGCAGUCCGUACCAUUGAGCAAGGGCUGCGAUGCUGUGGGUUCAACUCACUCCAUGAUCGUGCGUGGCCAUUUCCCAGUCACGAUGUGGACGUGAGAGCUUGUGAGAGGACGAUAGGGUAUACGAGUCGAUGUGUGGGCCCGUGGCGGCAGCAGCAACAGGUCAUCGCCGGCCUCGUUGUAGUGGCAAGUCUUUUCAAUUGGCUGCUCCUGGUGAGUCUUGUG
This is a messenger RNA of Cladophialophora yegresii CBS 114405, 312 nucleotides long. RefSeq lists its product as uncharacterized. The annotation marks the transcript as partial. The transcript has a single exon. The record is from RefSeq and is a predicted model, not a curated record. Lineage: Eukaryota; Fungi; Ascomycota; Eurotiomycetes; Chaetothyriales; Herpotrichiellaceae.